CAAUUCCGUUAAGACUCGAUGAUUCUAUUUAUUUGAUAUCCUCUGCUUCUAAACAAUUUCAUAUUCCCCAACGUCAUUAUUCUUUCACUACUGACGCAAAUAGCAACAAUUUAAUAGACUCUCUAACUUCAAAUUAUAUGUCUGUUUCAGCAACACUUUCUAAUAAUAACAGUGAUGAUCAAUUUCCAACUUUGUCAUCUUCUUCAUCACCAAUAUUACGAAAUAUGACUAAUAAUAUUAAGGAUAUUAUUGAUAGUAGUUUUUAUCAUUACAAUAAUAAGAAUGAUUGUCAUCAAAAUGAUGAUGAUAAUGAAGUUUUUGAAGGCAAUUAUAUUCCAAUUCAAUAUAAUUUCAAAUCUAUUCCUGAUUAUCCAGAUUAUGACCUAUGUGUGACUAUUCGUGUCUGUCCAAACUAUUUCAAUACCCAAAAUCAACAAGAAACAGUUAUAAAAGUAGAGCUUGGAGGAAUCAUGAUAGUGUUAGCUAUAAAAUCGAAAAGAUUGAAAAGAUGA
This is a messenger RNA of Entrophospora candida, 512 nucleotides long. The record is from the annotation of a GenBank genome assembly. NCBI's taxonomy places the organism in Eukaryota, Fungi, Glomeromycota, Glomeromycetes, Entrophosporales, Entrophosporaceae.